This is a messenger RNA of Oldenlandia corymbosa var. corymbosa, 777 nucleotides long. The record is from the annotation of a GenBank genome assembly. Lineage: Eukaryota; Viridiplantae; Streptophyta; Magnoliopsida; Gentianales; Rubiaceae.
AUGGAUCCCUCGUGUCUCGAAUUGUCACUCCCUGACUCUGAACUAGCUGACGCUUUCGACCUCGCGUCGAAAUUGUCAGCGCAAAGGGCAAUUUCUCCGUCUCCGUUUGCUUGGAAGCUGAAGAGGAUGUUCAAUUAUGGAAGCGAAAGGAAACUGAAAGAAGCUAUCAAAAUGGUGGAUUCAUUAGCCGAGGGAGUUAUAAAACAAAAGAGGCAACAAAAUGGAACAACAUUUUCAGCUCAAAACGACCUUUUGUCGAGAUUCAUGAGCAACAUUGAUGAUGACAAGUAUUUGAGAGACAUUGUGGAUCAAGAAGACAGAGGAGAAGAAACAGCAGCCAUGGAUGUCGAUUCACAGCCAACCAUGGAGGAAACAAUUCUGGUGGGUGAAGACUUGAUGUUGGGGCCACCCUCACCAAUCAUUCCCCCAGAAAUUGCUUCUCAUGUGCUUGAAGGUGUAGACUUAUGUGAUGGAAUUCUGAGGAACCUAUUCCUGUGCUUACAGAUAAAGGAUAUUGAACCUUUCUGUCAAGAUGAGAUUGCUCUCUACCGGGAAUGUGCAGAGAGAAGGGACAAAGAACUUAGGAAACGAUUGCAAGACAGUGAGAGCAAACUAGGGAUGUCAAUGCCGUUAAAAGAAGUAACAGAAAGAGCUACCCAACUCGAAUCGGAAGUAACUUCAUUGGAAAGGCGCUUGAUUUUGGCUAGUGGAGUGGAAGGCAUCGAAGGGUUUCGGCAGAGAUGGAGUCUACACGGUCGCCUUACAGAUACCAAGUAA